AUGUGCGCAUCACGCUACGACCUCAGGCAAAGGCCAGCCGCCGGGGGGCGCGACGAAGACGAGUCACCAGAGCGGCGGAAGCGGAAGCGGAUCAGUCCAGAGCGGAUCAGGCCGGGGUCGUCUGAGGCGGAGAUGCCACCGCGAGGGUGGGCUAAAAGGAAGAAAAAGACAGAGAAAGAUUCUCCUUCUCGGGGACGACCAGGACGAGAACAAAGCCCUAGUGAGUCGGGCUACAAUACCGACGAGUCCACAAGGAACCCCGAAAUCGACGAUGAGGAAUCCAGCAGCGAGGACAGUGACGCCGAGUCAUCGUCUAGCGAUGAGGAAAGGGAACCUGGCGGCUCUGAUGGGGAAGGGUCGGAUGAUGAAGACGGCGGCGCUGGCGGUACUGCGGGUGGCGGGAAUCCGUCGACCCAGCCACCGACGCCCGACUUGACUGGCCCUUCUUCUCAGGAGUACAUUCUUUGCAUUUGGACGUGUGGUGGAGUUGACCUUGUGCUGACGUUGGGGUUUCAGGGAGCCUGGAGUCUCGUCUUGCCCUCCAACGCCGUCUGGAGAAGUGCCAUUGCAUUUGCUGGCGGAUUCUCGGGAAUGGCCGUCAACUACUUCGGCGGCUGA
Aplosporella prunicola CBS 121167 is the source of this 618-nucleotide messenger RNA. RefSeq lists its product as uncharacterized. The transcript has a single exon. Lineage: Eukaryota; Fungi; Ascomycota; Dothideomycetes; Botryosphaeriales; Aplosporellaceae. The coding region runs from base 1 to 618 and encodes 205 amino acids. The record is from RefSeq and is a predicted model, not a curated record.